This is a messenger RNA of Liolophura sinensis, 1903 nucleotides long. RefSeq names its product transmembrane protein 177-like. Gene Ontology annotation, cellular component: membrane. The transcript has 3 exons. Lineage: Eukaryota; Metazoa; Mollusca; Polyplacophora; Chitonida; Chitonidae. Bases 203 to 1192 code for a protein of 329 amino acids. The record is from RefSeq and is a predicted model, not a curated record.
UGCGUGAUGCGAGGAUAGCUUCGUUUUCGUCCAUGAUUUGUUGGAUUGUGGCGUGAUUUUGGGCCCUACCUAUGCGAAGUUUAACGUAUUUAAGAAUAUACGUUUGUUGGAUUGAAAUGCCAUGUAUGUUGAGAGCUGUCUCAUAGCCGAAACUUGACAGUCUUUCAAUUCUUCGAUCUGGACUACAACAACAACACAAGCUAUGAGUCAAAGUACCCUGUCUCUGAUACUGCAAAAUGGUUCGCAGUACCUGGCAGGCAUCAUGGCUGGUUGUAUCACCGGGGCUAAAGUCUUUCCCCACACCCUCGGUCUUCCCAAAUACAAGAGCUUUGUACAGCUUUACGACAAGGGAUUUGAGGUGAAACUGGACGAACACACCAAACAGCUGGCGCAGGAGGUUUUGGAUGCUAUGAAUAUGAAGGAAGAGAUGGAGGCAAGAGUUGAACUUUUUGUUGCUUAUGGUCAAGAUAUGGUCAGUAAGGGCUCCCUGAACACUCGCAAAGGAGGCAUUGUUGGUAUUCCUGCAAACUUCAAGUACCUGAGCACAGAUAACGUGGAGCGAAACAAAGUAGUCCUCAAUAACAAGGGUGUUGACUGGAACUCAAGCGCUGGGGAAAAGCUGGCCGAAGCUAUGGUGUUGAGUGACAAUGCUAAAAAAUUUGCUAUUGCAAGGGAGAUCUUUACAAUAAAAUCUUAUUUCUAUGCAGUGGAUGCCCUUCUGGCGUCUUUUUCCUUUCUGGGAUCUUACAGCUUUGGAUACUUCAUCAAUAGAAAAAUGGGUUUAAGGGAAAAGUUGCCAAUGGUGGUUCGUGGUGGUCUUUACACAGGGUUUGCCUGCCUAGGUUUGCUGACGUAUGUCCUGGUCAGAGAUGCGUACAACUGUCGCCAAGAUCGUAAACUCGACCAGAAAGCUGGCACGUUAAUGCCAGCUCUGGCAUUAGGCGGAGUCGAAUACUACACCAAACUUCUGCAAAGGAACAUUGCUCUACGCGAACUCUUAGGAAAUUCAGGGUCCUCACUUUAUACAGCAUACGGGAAUGUUACGCAGUCCUGGAGAACACCCAAGCUCUCGCUCACCGCCCAUAGAGACUUGAUGAUCCGCUUGGUAGAGGAAUACAACAACAGCAGUAACAAAAUGGGAGAUGCGAAAGAAACAGAACAUAGAGAAGAAACUGAAGCUGUAACAGGAUGAAAAGAACUUAUGGCUAUAAAGUGAAAUUAUAAAUUUAGUGCAUUAUGUGAAGUGUGUGAUUCCGAGUGAACAGAACUGAAGUUAAUGCUGCUGUCUGACAAUGGAAGUAUAGGCUCCAUAUACAGGUUGGCAGAGAGUUAAUUGCAUGUCAUGUUAAUGAUCAAAAUGUAGCAAUCAUUUCAAUACAUGAUUGAUUCUUUGUGUACUGUGAGUAAUUUGUUUUAUGUAUCUUCUCUGAGGUUGACUUGUAUCAUGGCCAAACCUUCUCAAAAACCAAUCUCCUAGGUGGGAGGGGAGGAGUUGAAGUUAGUAAAAUGUCAAAAUCCACAAGCCCUUUGACAAAUGAAAUAAUUCGAAUCCUGCUACUGCUAGUUUAGCCAGAACUUUUUAAAUUGUUAUGUACCAGGAAAGAUAACGUGGUUUCCUGCCUGGUUUCUUCCACUGUCGUACAAGUGAGUGAAAUGUUUCUCCUCAACUUUAUAAAAGUUGUAUAACAUUAAGUAUUUUAAAUGGUUAUGUGGUUUUUUUGGCUAAUACACGUAAAGCAUCAAUACUUGUAAUUUAGCCACCUGCAGGUGAUAAUGGGGGUGAGGUGGGGUUUCCUCCCCCGGUUAUCCAAACCGCUAUUGUAAUAGUGAAAUCUUCUUGAGUAUGGCAUAAAACACCGAUCAAAUCAAAUCAGAUCUUGAGUAUGGCAUAAAACACCGAUCA